Penaeus monodon (black tiger shrimp) is the source of this 1908-nucleotide messenger RNA. RefSeq names its product 2',3'-cyclic-nucleotide 3'-phosphodiesterase-like. The record is from RefSeq and is a predicted model, not a curated record. Lineage: Eukaryota; Metazoa; Arthropoda; Malacostraca; Decapoda; Penaeidae. The coding region runs from base 16 to 1662 and encodes 548 amino acids. The transcript has 6 exons. Gene Ontology annotation, molecular function: 2',3'-cyclic-nucleotide 3'-phosphodiesterase activity. Gene Ontology annotation, cellular component: membrane; cytoplasm. Gene Ontology annotation, biological process: cyclic nucleotide catabolic process.
UUGCCUUCUACUAAAAUGACGAAUAACCAUCCUGCAGCGGAGACCCCGGAAGUUGAAGUUGAAAGGGAUAUGGGUCAGACAGUCAGCCAGAUUGGGAGCAAAUUCUUCCCCUCGAAGGAAUCUCCCCCAAAAGCAGAGGCUACUGUAGUAGUUGAAGUCGACGAAACCGAUUCAAAUGCCGUUCCCAGGAGCCCAGUGUCAUCCUCCCCGAAAUACCCUCUUGCCACACCCCGCCAGCCGCUCCGGCAAACCUCCGUAACACGAAAGUCCUCAGAAGCCUCAAUCUCAGAAACCCCGUCUAAGAGGUUUAAGGGUGACACGACAUACUUGAACUUUCCCUUCCUGUUGGAUGAGAAAACCAUUGAUUAUGUUCAGAACAAUAAAGUUAUGUUUAUCAUGAAGGGCUUGCCAGGAUCAGGCAAAUCCACCAUUGUCAAAACUAUUCAGGAGGUUUACAAGGACUCAGUCGUGUGCUCGGCAGAUUUUUACUUCAUGAGAAGCGGAAAGUACAAAUUCCGAGCAGAUAAGCUCAAGGACGCACACCAGGAUUGUCAGAACAAAGCCACGGCUUCAACAAGUAGAGGAAUGAACGUCAUAAUCAUUGACAACACAAAUGUGCGCAACUGGGAGAUGAAAUUCUACUUGACCCUCGCCAGGGAAUACCAUUACGUACCUGUGAUUGUGGAACCGCAGACUCCAUGGUGCAGGGAUGCCCACGAGCUGGCCUGGAGAAAUUCGCAUGGGGUGGAUGAAAGCAUCAUUGAGCAGAAGGUAAUUGUUGUGGCUAAUUUCAUCUUACUAAUUAAGUCAAGGGCUACCAAGAAGUUCUUCCUUUGUACUAUGGUUGGUUCUUUAAUGAAGCAGAUACAACUCUGUUUUGAAAUAACCAAUGAGUGGCUAAAACACUGCCUUCAGUUCAGAUUUCUUCACAGAGCUCUUGCAGAAAACUUAUUGUCAUCAAGAGAAGAACUCCUGAAAUACUAUAGCCGAUCUUCCUUUGUUGAUGGGGGAGCCACCUUACAUGCAACAGCAAUGUUUACAGCAAGAGGAAAGGCAGAAAAUGCAAUGGAAUAUAUAAAUAACCCCAUCGUAAAAAAUGCACAAGGCAAAGCCUUCUCUGUCGACAUCAUUGGCUAUGUAAUCACACCAUUCACCAUAGGAGCCAGAGUCAAACUUUCACCCAGCAUGCUUCAGUUGUGGGGAAACGAUGAUGAGGAAGCCAUGCCUGAGAACUUAGCUGGUAAUGAAGCCAAAAAGACACACAAGCAACACCGCGACUCUAAAAAGCUGGAUGCAAAUGAGAACUCUGAUAGUGUGGGUGACCUGAGUGUCUUGAUCUCAGAGAGCUGCCAGAACACUGUGAUUGCUGUUCCUCAGGAUAUGACAGACAGGUUCCGUCCAUCUGUGGGGAAGGGAAGCCGUGCACACAUUACUGUAGGCUGUGCACCAGGAGUGAAGCCCGUGAGAACAGGAUUUGACAUAAUAAGGGCAGUAGCACUUGAACAGAAGGCCAAGGAGAAGGGGGAAUUUGGUAUAUCUAAUCCCAGUGAGAAGAGUUUCAUUGUGCCUGGAGGUGUGCUUAGAACUUACGGAGAAUCUUGUUGGAUUAUUUACCCAGAAAACAAGUUGGUUGUGAGUGCCAUAUUUUCAUCAUACACUUAGAAAUGAAGGCAGUACAGGUUCUUCAGAAGAAAAGCUUUUCCUGUGAUGUUUUUUACUUUAUUUUGUACAAAUUCAUAUGUACUGAACAUAGAAUUUAUGCAUGCAAACACACAAAUAUAUUCAUUGAUUUGUAUAUACAUAAACCUGAAGUAAUAAGAAAUGUAGAUAUGAUGAAAUGGUUAUAUAUGAUCAUUUAUAUAGCUAUACCAGUUGUGCAGUUUUUAUAUAUAGUGAUGUAUUAUUUUA